This is a messenger RNA of Trypanosoma cruzi, 951 nucleotides long. RefSeq lists its product as uncharacterized. The transcript has a single exon. The coding region runs from base 1 to 951 and encodes 316 amino acids. The record is from RefSeq and is a predicted model, not a curated record. NCBI's taxonomy places the organism in Eukaryota, Euglenozoa, Kinetoplastea, Trypanosomatida, Trypanosomatidae.
AUGCAAGUGAUAACAGCACCAAACAACGUGAAGCGCCAGUCGGGCACCACAUAUGGGCCACGGACACCACCCACCCACCCAUUCACUCUUCCUCCUCCCAAUGGCGUGGCCCUCCUUCACCUCCGCAAACACGUUUGCUGCUCAGUCAUGCGAGCCUCAGACGCAAGCACUCAAGUGGCGUUUCGGCAAUCCAAAAUUCAGCACCUCCGAAUGGCAGUGGAAAUGCUCGCAGAGGCCACACGGCUCCUCAACGCAGCCUCAACCCUCCUCACGACUCUUCAAUGCGACGGAGAGGAAUACAGGCGGCUCUCGUGUCACAGAAGACGGCCAAUGGGAGCGCUGUCCACAUGCAGAAAAUGCCGAGGUCUGAAACAGAGGAGAGAGGAGGUUCGCAGAGGGUGUCACCUGCCACGCCUGACGUGCGUCGUCUCAUUUUUGCAACGGAGAAGUGAUGAGACGGUCGUUUCGGUGCCUGUGUCUCACACUCGGGCCAAUGAACGCCUCAAGGAACAUCCGGCAGAGGGCAUGCGGCUGGCCGUGCAAACAAUCCCGAGUCUCGCCGACGUUACCGCGGCCGCCGUUCCGGCGAGGCGUCGCUCUCCUUCUUCCUUGUCUCCCGUGCGUCAUCCUCGUAUGGAGGAAAACGCCCUCCACGAUUGGUGUCAUCAAUUACCUCCAAAUAACGAAAAGGAUUCCCAGCCUCGAGAAAAAGCCCCCAAAGUGGCAGUCAACGUGAGCCAAACAAUGCGUGUGGCCUUCCGCAGCCGCGUGCAUUGCAACUCCCCUCAGCUGCCCGGUGCUUCCUCCUUCUUUGUGGACCCAAACCGCAUAGUACACUUGGACUUGCUCGGGUCCUCCACAGGCUCAUGUAACCGUGUCCGCCACGCCCGUGCAGCUCGUGACAGCAUCACGUCACCGUCCACUUCUGCGGCACCGAAUAACGUGAAAUAG